GUGUUUUGGCGUAUUAAAGGAAGUCGUUUUGCUGUUUAUUCAACACUGUGGAAAAUAAGUAAAGACACCGAAAAAUAUAAAAUAAAGUCUCCUGAACGACAGGAGAUAACGCUUAUUUUAAUGCAAGUGCCUGAGUUAAGCCCAAGUGUGAUUUCCCCCAUUUGGAAACACAUGUUGAACGGUGAUUCUCGCAAACGCCACCAUUUUUAUCUGGCUUUUAAAAGCUGUAGACCAGAGCAAUCAUUACAAACGCAACAUUCCAUGGAGUAACAACCUGAAAUUGUUUUUCGGCAGCAACUGACACAGAAAGAAAGUAGUCUAAACACUUGCUAUAAAUCCCACACACAUUUGUAUUUUACACACCCGCCCCCGCCCGCCAUCGCCGUUUGUGCUCAGGUAUCACAACAACUAAAGCAAUGCCUUCCCUGCCCACAGGACAUUCAUAGACGAAUGAACUGGAGAGCAGAGCCAACCACUACAAAGAGAACAUCAAUGAAAAUAGAAACACACUGGCGUGGUGCCACGUUUAAAUAUCAUAUCACGCAUUAAAUUUAAAAUAGAAAUUUCACAACUAUUUGUGUGUGUUGUAUACAGUUGUUUUGUAGACGUCACCGGAGCCAACAGAGAUCGUUGUCAUAAUCGUUAUUGUCGCCCCACCGAAGCCAGACAAUAAUUAAUCAAUAUGCUGUCCCGUUUUCGCGAUUUCUUAACGCGACAUCGCCGUAAAUUUAUUGUCACCGGUAUUGUGGUUGGAGGAACAGUUUUCAUCUUCAAAUAUGCUCAAAAGAAACUCAUCGAAAUGCAGGAGAAGCAGGCUAGAGAUUUUUUGGACAAAAGUCGUCGCAUGCAACAUUUCGAGUCCACAGAGAGAACCUGCAAUCAGGUCAUAUUGGGUAUGGGUGCUGAACUCAUACAGGCCAUAAUCCACGAAUGCAGCACAGAUGAUCUCCUGCAACAGCUAAGAGAAAAUCCGGCAAAUAAAUUACAGUUGUGGGAAGAAAUGAAAAUCGAAUCCUUCACCCGUCUGACCACUUUCAUAUAUGCAUCUUCAAUGUUGGUGGUUGCUCUGAGGGUGCAACUGAAUGUCUUGGGUGGUUAUUUGUAUCACGACACAACGAACGGCAACGAUGCAAAAGCAAAUAAUAGCAAAUAUCCCAGAAUUAACGAUGACCUGAAGCAACAGUAUCUCUCUUUGAUACGCUAUUUUAUUCAAGAAGGUGGCCUCUCUGAGCUGGUGCGUUUGGUGCGUUCUAAAGUCAAUGUGGUAAUGCGGCAACUGCCUUUGACCAAAAAAUUAAGUCUGGCCGAUACAGAACAACUCUUCUGGUCUCUACAAAUGGCCAUUAACAGCGACCCCUCAACUGAUCCCUGUUCGAAAAUGUGUAAAUACCUGUUGCCCUCCCAGUUGCCGGACUACGCAAGUGGGGGACCUUUGCUGCAGAAAAUGUUCAGUGAAACUUUGGAUCUGUUGGAAAGUGAUGAUGCCAGCAGUGUUUGUUCCAAUAACAUAUGUAGGGGCUUCUCCUUGGCCGUCGAUGCUAUAGCCGAAAACUACAAAGACAAUUUAACCCCCAACAACACAAGCCAACCAGUCUCAACAAGCCAAAAAAGUGACUUUGCCAACAUUAACAGUGUCCAAAUACCCCUGGCCCGAGUCAUACCCAUUGUAAGUGGCCUAACCUCGAAAGGAGUGGACAGCAAUACUCGUCCACAGAACCUAGCUACUUCUCUGCUUACAUUUUAUGUGAUCUCGGAGAAGUCCAAAGUUUUAGGUGCCAAUGUUUACGAAACCUUCUCCUCAGUAGCAGCGUGAACGGAGUAGGGCAACAAAUCGAAAUUAAAACGUUUUUUAGCUUUACCAUAUAAAUCGAGAAUGAAGGAAUAUUUUGUAUUGUUUUAAUUGCGCUUUUGGGUUUGUAAUAGUGCUGAUGUAAUAUAAAAUUUUCACAGAGAUUUAUUAUGUUAAACUCGUAUAUUUAUGACGGCAAUAGACAUGUCUUAGUUCUUAACAUUGUAUUUAAAAUGUCUUAAAUAUGGGUUUUAACAUAAAACAGAAAAGGCUUUUGCCAUGUACUACCUACCAUUCCUUUAUUUAUCCUUAAUAAUUUCCUCAAACCGAAGCACAUUUUACAUACAUAACAAUAGCAAGAAAACAAAUCUGUACAAAAGUAAAUAUAAAAAUAUGGAGAUUGGAUAAUCUAA
This is a messenger RNA of Stomoxys calcitrans (stable fly), 2202 nucleotides long. It is a transcript of the gene Pex3, whose product is annotated as peroxisomal biogenesis factor 3. NCBI's taxonomy places the organism in Eukaryota, Metazoa, Arthropoda, Insecta, Diptera, Muscidae. The coding region runs from base 683 to 1813 and encodes 376 amino acids. Gene Ontology annotation, cellular component: peroxisomal membrane. Gene Ontology annotation, biological process: protein import into peroxisome membrane. The transcript has 3 exons. The record is from RefSeq and is a predicted model, not a curated record. Gene Ontology annotation, molecular function: protein-macromolecule adaptor activity.